UUGUCCUAAAAAUAGCCUUUUUCAAACACGUCAGUUAAACUUCCCAAGCUGUGAAAUUCAACUAAGAUUUACCUGGCUUUUACAUUUUGAACAUUUAAAUCGUCAACCAGAUUGCAAACGUUGACACGUAUACACGCAUGUGUGCUUACAGAAACGGACGCCUUAAGAACAGUUUUCAAGUGUUUCGAAUAACAAGUCGCCUAUGUUUGUGGUAAGAAUGGCAUCUACAGUUGAAAAACGAACGAAUGAUUACACAUUUAUAUUGAUUGGGAAAACUGGAACUGGGAAAAGUGCCACAGCUAAUUCCAUCUUAGGGCAGAGUUUGUUUGUAGAAAGUGACAGCAGUGAGUCGCAGACAGCGAAACCUGCACACCAUCAAGGAACAAACUAUGGCUACACCGUCACUGUUGUAGACACACCUGGUUCCAUGGACACCAAGGUCAACAGUGACCAGGCCAAAGAAAAAACGUGCAGAGAAAUGGUGGAAGCCGUUGGUCUUUGUCCAGAGGAUGGGAGGCGAUGCCUAGUCUUAGUGCUGAAAUAUGGAGAGCGUUUUACUGAAGAAAAUAGGCAAUCUCUUUACAUACUUACAAAUGUUUUUGGUGAAGAUUUUCUUAAAAAGUUUUGUAUUAUUGCUAUAACGCUUGGUGAGCUAUUUAAAAUGAAUAGAGGCGGGUCAGAUGAGACAUUCACUGCCUGGUGUAGGAGUGCCAAGGGUGACUUAAAGCAGUUGUUUCAGCUUUCUUCAGACAGGGUUGUUUUGUUUUCAAACAAACAGAAUCUACCAAAUGUCAUGGAGCGACAAUUCAAAAAAUUGAUUAGCUUCGCUAAUUCUUUGGAUGCGAGCUAUACUAAAGAAAAAUUUUUGGAAGCAAAACCCCGACAUCAAAGAUUAUUGUUGGAGGCCAGACUGCCAGAGGUAGUCACGCAGUUCCAGACACGCCUUAGUGAGAUCAAAGGAGACACGGAUGAUUUGUAUCAAGAGCAUGAAGAGAAAAAGAUAAAGCCGGUUCUAGACAAAGCCUUAAAGCUGUUGGCACAGGUCGACCAAGCAGACGACGGUGUGUUCUAUGCACCAGGUGAGACGAGUCUCCUGCAAGACACCAGGUCUAACUGUCUGCGGGUUAUUCAACGCUUUCAGAAAUUUCUCAAAUACGCCAGAGAAUUUCAAACCCUCAAGGAACUGGAAGAAAAAUUAAAGAAACUACAAAAUAAACUGUGGCAAUACACAUUUCAAGAUUGUCAGUUAAAAGAUAUCGAUGUAUUUGAAGAAGAAUUGAGAAAACAUGAAGAAACAAUCGACAUAAUCAUGCAAAAAGACAUGCCAGAAACUUGUGAAGGAGAAUCAGAUAACCUAAAACCACCUGACUGGAGUGGGUUGAAGGAGCAGAUGCUUGAUUUACGUAACAAUAUCUUACGUUUCAGAGAGCAAUGUAAAAGAAAACAAAUCGAAGUUAAAAUCAAUUCACUACAGAACCGCUUAGAUAGAAUUACUGUUGAAGAAACCAACCCACAAGCUGCACUCAGCGUCAAGGACGACGCUCAAACACUGUUGCGGUCUAUCGAAACUGACGCGACGCUCACUGAACUAGUGGACAAGCUCAAAACGCUAAUUUCAGAUGCCAUAAAAAAAGAGGAGGAUUGCAAGAAUCGGUUUAAAAAUAUACUAAUACAGGGAGCUGUCGAUGUGGUAUUUGCUGUUGCCGGUGGGGCAGUUGCUGCCGCAAGCAUCAGUAAACACGCUGUGGCCAAAGUUAUUACCAAAGCAGGGCCGAGCGUAUUAUUAGCUGGGAAACGUGUAGCUGACAUUAUCUUUCGUACAACAUUAAAAAAAUAAAAUGGCUUGUAUGCCGAGAACAGCACUUGGGAGCUCGAGUGCGAGGGGUGGAAGGCGGUGCAAGGGUUUAGAAGACAUUAUGACUACGGUGUGAAGGACGCCCAGUACUCACUAUUGUGUUGUGAACUGAAGCAGGGCCGGGUCGCGUCCCCUUGUUCAGUCAAGCGUGUCCUAAACCCCGGAGAACAGGCCGACACGGUCAACCUAACUGCUAGUGACGUCAUGACGGGUUUCUACCGUGUCUACGCUAAUAACCAGAGCUUUUUUUACAGGAAAUAUUGCACUCUUUAUAACCUAACUAAUUAUUAAAAUGUAACUGUUUAA
Messenger RNA from Physella acuta, 2161 nucleotides. RefSeq lists its product as uncharacterized. The record is from RefSeq and is a predicted model, not a curated record. NCBI's taxonomy places the organism in Eukaryota, Metazoa, Mollusca, Gastropoda, Physidae. Gene Ontology annotation, molecular function: GTP binding.